Molecule: messenger RNA, 5247 nt
Organism: Cottoperca gobio
Lineage: Eukaryota; Metazoa; Chordata; Actinopteri; Perciformes; Bovichtidae
Product: E3 ubiquitin-protein ligase SHPRH-like
Exons: 31
Coding region: 143-5167 (1674 amino acids)
Biological process (GO): protein polyubiquitination; nucleosome assembly; DNA damage response
Cellular component (GO): nucleus; nucleosome
Molecular function (GO): ubiquitin protein ligase activity; ATP binding; DNA binding
Source: RefSeq, a predicted model, not a curated record
GUUUAAAGAUGGCGGACAGCAACAUCAGAGUCGGUGAAUGAAGCGUGUUUUGGUGUAAAUCAGACGGAUUAUCUGCAGCUGCGGGGACAGAAAGACUUCUGAUGCACAGAUAGAAACCACACAGACUGCGAAACGUGUGACCAUGAGCAGCCGCAGAAAGAGGGCCCCCCCCGUGAGGGUGGACGAGGACUCCAAGAAGAAGCUGAACUGGAACAUGCUGGACGACCGCAGGAUGGAGGAGCAGGAGGAGACCCCCACCUGCUCCAUCCUGCCUGUCCAGCCUCCUCCCUGCACAGACUCUGUCUCCCCCCUCGAGCAGGACGUCCCGGAGGCUUCCUGCUGCUUCACAGAGGAGCCCCCCGGCACGUCGUCAGACAGCACGUCUGCCUCACUCGCCCUCACCGUGCUGCCCGCUCUGACGCCGGCCCACAGCUGGGGGGCGCUCAUCGGGGAGUUCAGCGUGUGUCCGUCUUGGAUGCCGUCCGACUGCGAGCGGAGAGCUCUGGUGUUGCACAGGGUGGGGGAGCAGCUCUGCCUCGGCUACAGCGGCACUGAGGAGAGCUCUGGGCUGCAGGGGGGGCCGGACCAGGACACGUGCACAGCUGAGUGCAGCCUCGCUGGGAUCCUGCUGGAGGAGCUCGACUGGAUGCAGAAGAGGAGGGUGUUGCAGCUCCGCCACCAGCAGGACGGCAGUGCAGUCAAGGUGGGGGUUUACGUGCUGCAGACCGGGCUGGGGAAGCCCGAGCUCCUCAGCGAGGGAAGCGCUCGGAUGAAGAAGGCCAAUCAGCUGAUGCAGAAGUUGAUGGAGUAUUUCUACGACUUCAUUAUCCCCGAAGUCGUAGAGAGCGGGGAGGAGGAGUGCGACACCGACCUGGAGAGGCAGAACGUGGAGGAGCUCUACGAUUACGUCCGACAUCUGCACCAGAGAGAGAGCCGCGAGGAAACCUGCGACCUCCAGCACGAAGCGCUCGUUCCUGUGCUCAGGCCGUACCAAAGCCAGGCCGUCAACUGGAUGCUGCAGAGAGAGAAGUGCAGGAAGAGCUCCACUCCAGCAGAACAAAGUCUGCAUUUCCUCUGGAGGGAGCUGAUCACUCUGUGUGGAAAGAAGUUGUUCUACAACCCGUUCACCGGCUGCCUGGUCGCAGAGUUCCCCCCGGCGGGCGUGGCAUGGCCCGGGGGGAUCCUGGCGGAUGAGAUGGGUCUGGGGAAGACGGUGGAGGUUCUGGCUCUCAUCCUGUUCCACAGCCGGCAGGACCUGCAGCAGGAGACGCUCUGCCUGCCGGAGGGAAAGACAGUGAACUACUUUGUCCCUCUUCCUCCUCUGGAGACGCAGGAAGUGAUCCAGCUGAAGUGUGAAGCUCAGCCUCGAGGCAGAACCUCGAACCCAGCCGUGCGCGUCAUGCUGCUCACUGCGAUCAAGGAGAUGAGAUCCGGUAAAGGAGCCUCCGUCAACGCCGUCUUCACCUACAUCCGCGCCACUUACGGCUACGACCUCCUGAGAAACCGCGGCCACACGAAGAAGACGCUGGUGAAGCUGAUCGACGAAGGCCUGGUGGACCGGGUCAAAGGUCGCGGCCUGGCCGGGUCCUUUAAACUGGGGAAGAAGUACAAAGAGACGAAGAAGACGUCAGCAGCAGCUUCCACAGCUAACUCCAGAAACACAGAGAGCACGCCCAGGAAGAUGUUCCAGAGACGAGCCAAAGACAAAGCAGAAGCAGCUCUGAACAUCUGUCUGAGAGACGAGCAGAGAGACGAGCAGAGAGACGGAGAGACGUGCAGAGAGACGGGCAGAGAGAGGGGCAGAGAGACGGGCAGAGACGAGCAGAGAGACGAGCAGAAAGAGGGGCAGAGAGACGAGCAGAGAGACGGGCAGAGAGACGGGCAGAGAGACGAGCAGAAAGAGGGGCAGAGAGACGAGCAGAGAGACGGGCAGAACUCUGCUGCACCGGGCCGUGCAGCGCCCGAGGAGACAGACACGAAGAAGGAAAGUGAGGAUCAGGCAGAAGACAAACCAACACUACCUGCAGCUCCUCAGCUGGACCCCCUCCCCCCCAGAGCGUCCUCUGUUCCCUUCAGCUCGCCGGACUUCCACUUCGAGUGCAUCUGUGGGGAGCUGGGCCUCGUGGACUACAAGGCUCGCGUGCAGUGCAUGAAGUGCGAGCUGUGGCAGCACGCGGCCUGUGUGAACUACAGGGAGGAGAGCGUGGAGACGACGCCCUUCUACUGCCCGCACUGCCUGGUGGCCAUGAAGCCCGUCUGCACCGGGGCCACGCUCAUCAUCUCCCCCAGCUCCAUCUGCCACCAGUGGGUGGAGGAGAUCAACCGGCACAUCCGCUGCUCCUCACUGCGCGUACUGGUGUACCAGGGCGUGAAGAAGCACGGCUUCAUGCAGCCUCACAUGCUCGCUGAGCAGGACGUGGUCAUCACCACCUACGACGUGCUGCGCUCGGAGCUCAACUACGUGGACAUCCCUCACAGCAACAGCCGCGACGGACGCCGCUUCCGCAACCAGAAGCGCUACAUGGCUGUCCCCAGCCCCCUAGUGGCCGUGGAGUGGUGGCGCGUCUGUCUGGACGAGGCGCAGAUGGUCGAGUGUCCCACCGCCAAGGCUGCAGAGAUGGCUCUACGCCUCCCGUCUGUGAACCGCUGGUGUGUGAGCGGCACUCCUGUGCAGCGAGGCUUAGAAGAUCUGUAUGGCCUCGUGCUUUUCCUGGGAGUCGAUCCGUACUGGGUGAAGCACUGGUGGCUGCAGCUGCUUUAUCGACCGUAUCGCCGAGGAAACACGGAGCCGCUGUACAACGUCAUCGCUGCCUUACUGUGGCGGUCAGCGAAGAAAGACGUCAUCGAUCAGAUUCAGAUUCCCCCCCAGACAGAGGAGGUGCACUGGCUGCACUUCUCCCCCGUCGAGGGUCAUUUCUACCACCGUCAGCACGACGUCUGCUCCCAGGACGCUCUGGUGAAGCUCAGGAAGAUCUCCGACUGGAGCCUGAAGCUCGGCAGCCUGGACCGACGCACCGUGCACACCAUCCUGGGCCCGCUGCUGAGGCUGCGGCAGGCCUGCUGCCACCCCCAGGCUGUGAGGGGGGAGUUCCUGCCGCUGCAGAAAAGCACCAUGACGAUGGAGGAGCUCCUGAAAUCCCUGCAGAAGAAAUGUCGAGUGGAGUGUGAAGAAGCUCACAGACAGUUAGUGUGUGCAUUCAACGGGCUGGCUGGACUCCACAUCAUCAGAGGGCAGUUUGGAGACGCAACAGAGAUGUAUAGAGAAGUGCUGCGUUCAUCAGAGGAGCACAAAGGCAGACUGAAAACUGACUCAUUACAGAGACUUCAUGCGACCCACAAUUUGAUGGAACUGCUGAGCGCAAAGCAUCCUGGGAUACCUCCCACGCUGAGAGACGACCGACUAAGUGAGGAGGCGGAGCAGCUGCGUCAGCACUACAUGACUAAAUACGACUCUGAGGUCGCAGACGCUCUUCAGGCUCUGCAGCCGGUUCUGCAGAACAUCAAGGAGCUGAAACGCAAAGUGAAGCUGAACGCUCCCUGGUGGCUGGACGUCAUCGAGAGGUCGAUCCGCAGCUCCAGCGCCGACGAGCUGGUGUCCCGCAUCAAGAACGAGCUGACGUCCAGCUACAAGCAGCAGGCCAACAAGCUCAGCAUGGCAGACAAGUUCCGUGACGCCUGCGGCCUGAAGUUCAUACUCAGCACGCAGAUGAAGGAUCUGAUGAAGGCCCAGAAGACGGUGCAGGACGCGGUGAGGAGCCUCGAAGGCCCGGCGUCAAAGAAAGUUAUCGACGAGGUCACCAUCUGUCACCUCAGGCCCACGAGGCUGCCGCUCAAUAAUUGUGUUUUCUGCAAAGCCGACGCCCUUUUCAUCGACUACGAGUCCAAGCUGUUCUCUCACACGGUGAAGGGUCAGACGGCCAUCUUUGAGGAAAUGAUCGAAGAUGAAGACGGGCUGAUGGACGACCGUCUGCCCACCACCAGCAGAGGUCUGUGGGCGGCCAGCGAGACGGAGCGCUCCCUGAAGGCCGUGCUGGCUUUCGCCCGAGUGAAGCGCAUGGAGGCGGAGCUGCUGGAAGAGGGCACCACCUUCAUGGAGCUGUUUGAGAACUGGAAGAAGGAGUACAAGGUGCUGCACGAGUACUGGAUGGUGCUGAGGAACCACGUGUCGGCCAUCGAUGAGCUCGGCAUGGCCACCGAGAGGCUCCGCGUGCGUCUGCCCGAUGAAGCGAAGCCCAAACUGCUGCACAUCAUCGAGCCGCACGAGGUGGAGCAGAACAGAGUGAAGCUUCUGAACGAUCAGGCCGUCGCCAAGUCUCAGCUCCAGAAGAAGCUCGGACAGUUUCUGUACCUGACGAACCUGGAGAAGUCACAGGAUAAAUCUACUGGAGGACUGAACCCAGAGCCGUGUCCCAUCUGUGCACGACCCCUGGGGCAGGAGUGGGCAGUGCUGACCUGUGGCCACUGCUUCUGCAACGAGUGCAUCGCCAUCAUUGUGGAGCAGUACAGCGUGGGCUCCAGGCGGCGUGCCAUCAUGUGUGCCAUCUGUCGGCAGACCACGUCCCACGCUGAGAUCUCCUACGUGUUCACCACCGUGUCGUCAGACCAGGACCAGGACGUACCUGUGCAGGGAAGCCACUCGACCAAAGUGGAGGCAGUGGUGAGAACGCUGAAGAAGAUCCAGAUGAGCGACCCCGGGGCCAAGUGUCUCGUCUUCUCCACGUGGCUGUGUGUGCUGGACAUCAUCUCUAAGGCCCUGUUCGACAACAACAUGGAGUUCUCUCAAAUCAACGGGAUUCACAAAUUCCAGGAGAACCUGUGCUCCUUCAAAUACGAAGAAAAGAUCAACAUCCUGCUGCUUCCUCUCCACACCGGCUCCAACGGUCUGAACAUCAUCGAGGCGACUCACGUAUUGCUGGUGGAGCCGAUCCUGAACCCUGCGCACGAACUGCAGGCCAUCGGCAGAGUGCAUCGCAUCGGCCAGACCAAGCCAACUUUUGUUCACAGAUUCCUCAUCAAAUCCACCAUUGAAGAGAGAAUGCAGGCGAUGAUGAAGACAGCAGAGAAAAGUCACAGCAGCACCAUGAAGCACUCGGAGGCGGCCGUGCUGACCGUGGCCGACCUGGCUGACCUUUUUACUGAGGACACAGAACACCUGGAGUCAAUGUGAACACCUGGACUCAGACCUGCUGCACAACGGACUCUUCACACAGUGCUGCUCACAGAAGUUCUCGGAUUUUGAACAUUCAA